UGAUGAUUCAGCUGCUGCAGGCUGCCAGGGCUCGAGAUGACAUUUACAUACAAGGAUCUAAUAGAUGUGGCCAUUGGGACACCAGAGUCGGGCCACGUCAAUUUCUAUGCCCUGCACGUGCUGCUGUCCAACUUUGCGCAGAAAUUGGAAUGUCUGGAUGAGAUUGUGGAGCAGGAUGAGUACCUGGCCUCCAAUAUACGUUUGCAGAGCAGUUUGAUGACCAUGGGCCGGCCCUGCUCCAAAUAUCGUCUGGUGGGUGGUGCCGAUGCAGAGGAAGCACCCGCUGAUGCGCCCGCAAGUGACGCCCCAGCUGAAGAGGCGGAACCAGCGGCAGCCGAAGAGGAUCCAGCUGCAGCUCCAGUUCCAGCAGAGGAAGAAGCAGUUGCACCCGAACCUGAACCAGAACCAGCAACACCAGCACCCGAGCCAGAACCCGAACCCGAACCCGAGCCGGAGACUGCUGCACCCGAAGAAGCUCCCUCGGCAGCACCUGAACCCGAACCUGAAGCCGAACCACAGCCACAACCUGAACCGGAGCCAGAGCCAGAGCCAGCUGCAUCGGCAUCCCAACCUGAAGUGCCGGCGACCGCAGAGCCAGCCGAGGCAGAGGAACCUCAACCGAUGUCGCACGCGGCGUCACGCACCUUUCAGCGGCGGUCGCAGCCGCGCAUGGAUGGCUCCGUGACGGGCAACCUGACGCGCCUCGAGAAGCGUCUGUCCAAAGUGGAGCUGCAAAAGGAGCAGGCCACCAUAGAGAUGCAGUCUUUUGUGACCACUAUGACGGGACAUAUGAAGCUCACCAUGGAGCAGCUGAAUAAUGUCACCCAUCUGCUGAUUGAUCGCAAACCCAAUCCCGAUCGCUUCAAGCUUAUCCGAAAUAUUGCGCGGCAGCUGCGAGCGCUGAUGCGAGCUGCCACCGACGACGAGAUGUCCAUCAGUUGGACGAGUGGUGAGGCUGUGGUCGAGGAAAUGGAGGACAUUGAGGAGGAAAUGCAGGAGGAGGGGUCAGUCUCCACUACCGCUACAGAGGGGGAGAAGCCAGAGGAAGAGGAGACCCUGGACCUAGAGCAGCAACUCUGCUACUCCCCAGAUCGCAUGCUCAACGAGCUGCUGGAGCUCAAGUCGCAGUUCUGCGCGCUGACCAACAAAACCAACGAGCUGGCCGCUGCACUGCUGAAGCAGGAUGCACAGCAUCUGAUGAACAACAUGAAGGAUCUGCAGGAGACGGUGCGGGAGAUCAAAAUGUACAUUUCCAGCAAUCGGGAGUCCACACAGAGCAUGCUCUCGCAGGUGAAUGCGAAUGUGGUGCAGAUUUCGCUGCUGCGGAAGUCCGUGACGCAUUUGGACGAACUGAAGAUCGACAAGACGGAGGUGGAGCUGCUGCUGGCCGAGAAGGUGGACUUUGAUCAGCUGGCCACAAAGGUGUCGCUGGAGCAGCUGGAGGAGUACAAGGCGCGCCUGGAGAAGCAGUUCUGCGAGUUGCGUCACAUCAUCAACGUCAACGAGAAGAAUGUCCUGCAGAUCAUCGAUCACCUGCGCAUGACCCUGGGCAUCGAUGCCCUGGAGCUCGGACUCAAGGACUUCCGCGAGCUCAUCGAGAAGCGUGUGGCCAUGAUCGCCGAAGCGCUGCAAAAGUACAUGGAAAUGACCAACGAUGACUGCGCCGCUGCCGCUGGGCGGGUGAAGGUGCUGCAGGAUCUGGCCUGCGUCUCGUGCGACACGCCCUGUGUGAUGCGCACCGUGGAGCGCUCCAAGGUACCCUCGCUGCCGGCGGCCAAGGGCUCCACAGGCCUGGGACCGAUUGUGACCUAUGAGCUGGGGCAGAUACGCAAAUCUGGCAUCAUGGGCUACUACCGCAAGGACGAGUUCCCCCACUGUGCCAGUGCCUGGACCAAGGGCACCGCUGGUGUGCCCAUGGUCAAGUGUGUGCCACGACAUGCCGGCGGCACGCACACCACCCACACCGCCGACGAGCACAUGCAGAAGGUGGUGCUGUCCAAGAAGACCUCGGGAUGGCAUUAAAUCACUUUGUUUAUCCUUAAAUUUAAUAUAUACCAGCGUUAAAAUGUA
Molecule: messenger RNA, 2070 nt
Organism: Drosophila guanche
Lineage: Eukaryota; Metazoa; Arthropoda; Insecta; Diptera; Drosophilidae
Gene: nis
Product: serine/threonine-protein kinase 10
Exons: 3
Coding region: 37-2022 (661 amino acids)
Source: RefSeq, a predicted model, not a curated record